Molecule: messenger RNA, 1744 nt
Organism: Lactuca virosa
Lineage: Eukaryota; Viridiplantae; Streptophyta; Magnoliopsida; Asterales; Asteraceae
Source: the annotation of a GenBank genome assembly
CAAAAACACAUGUAAAUGGAAAAGAAUUGAAGCAAUAGAGUUCUUCCUUUCUACGCACCACACAACAAUGACAUCUCUCUCCCUCCUCCUCCCUCUCCACCCCCCACUUCACAACCACCGCCGGCAACUUCUUUUCCUCCGUGGACAACGCCGACCUACCUCUUCGUUGCCGCCACCCCGUCAGCAACAACUUCGUUUAACUCCCACUCGCAAUAAAUCCAGCCUUAUCACCGCCGCAGGUUACAUAACAGGUCCGGCCUCGGAUGCAAUCGUCGCCGCCGAGGAUCCGAAGGUAGAGGAAUCCGAUUCCAGUCCCGAACCGGUACAACGGUUUAAUGCCAUAAGUUUGGGCUUGUUGUUGAGGCUUCUGUCCCGCCAUAAGCUUAGAGUUGCAGCUUCGAUCGUUAGCCUCGUAUGCUGUACCACUUGCACUCUUUCAAUGCCGAUUUUAUCCGGCAAGUUUUUUGAGGUUAUGUCUAGCUUAAGAGCUCAAAUAUUUGGCAGCGUUUUGAUUCACAAGGUGGAAUUCUUUGACAGAUACAAGGUUGGCGAACUCACUGCUUUAUUGACAUCUGAUUUGGGUUCCUUCAAGAACAUUGUGAGUGAGAACAUAUCAAGAGAUCGAGGUUUCAGGGCACUAACUGAGGUUGUUGGGACAAUGUGCUUACUGUUUGUUCUUGCCCCUCAACUUGCACCAAUUCUGGGUGUACUUAUGCUUGCUGUAUCUACUUUAGUUGCUGUAUACAAACGAUCAACUGUGAAAGUAUUUAAAGCCUAUGGGUUGACUCAAGCUUCAAUAGCUGAUUGUAUCACUGAAACUUUUUCUGCCAUCCGUACGGUAAGGUCAUUCGGAGGAGAAAAACGUCAAAUGUCAAUGUUUGGCAACCAGGUUCUUUCUUAUCAAAGAAGUGGCAUCAAGCUUGGAGUGUUUAAAUCUAUCAAUGAAUCAAUAACUAGAGUUGCAGUGUAUGUAUCUUUAAUGGCUUUGUAUAUUCUUGGAGGAAACAAAGUGAAAGCGGGUGAGAUGUCAGUGGGAACUGUGGCCUCUUUCAUUGGAUACACUUUCACAUUAACAUUUGCUGUUCAAGGAUUGGUGAACACAAUUGGGGAUUUAAGGGGAGCUUUUGCAGCUACAGAAAGAAUCAAUUCUAUCUUAUCUACCUCAGAAAUCGAUCAAGCCUUAGCUUAUGGUUUACAGAAAGACAUUAAACAAGAAAAAGAGGGAAUAAAUAAUAUGUUUUUCAUAAAUGAUAAUAAAAGGGGAUCUCAAAACACAAGGUACAUGUCAUCAUUAACAUCAGGAAACAGUGUUCGUGUUCUUGCACAAUCUGGUGAUAUAUGUCUUGAAGAUGUGCAUUUUUCGUAUCCAUUGAGGCCUGAUGUGGAAGUACUUAAUGGGCUUGAUUUGAAUUUAAAAUGUGGAAGUGUUACUGCUUUAGUGGGGUCCAGUGGAGCUGGAAAGAGUACUAUUGUACAGCUUUUGGCAAGGUUUUAUGAGCCAACUCAAGGCAGGAUAUCAGUUGGAGGAGAAGAUUUAAGAACAUUUGAUAAAAGUGAAUGGGCCCGCGUAGUCUCCAUAGUCAAUCAAGAACCUGUUCUUUUCUCGGUUUCUGUUGGAGAAAACAUCGCGUAUGGCCUUCCGGAUGAAAACGUGUCAAGAGAUGAUGUCAUCGCAGCCGCCAAAGCCGCCAAUGCUCAUGAUUUCAUAAUCUCACUCCCAGAGGUUUCUAUUUCUCCUCACUAA